AUGGAAACCAAGUUAUCUAUCUUCUUAUGCUUCUAUGCACUUCUUCUCGUCUUUGUUGUAACAAUUACGCCUUUCGAAGAUGAGAAACAAUAUGGUGAAACCAAAGAACCAAAGAAAGAUAUUAGAAUUAAUGGAUAUUUACACAAUCUUGGCAAAGGUAAAGAUAUUAGAAUCAUAAGCUUUCUUGAAGGUCGAAAAGAGGACGGUGCUGGAAAUGUUGUAAAAUUUCCCGGUGCUGGAAAUGUUGUAAAAUUUCCCAGUGGUGGAAGAUGGGGCUACGGUGGAAAGGUCAUAAACUUGCCAGAAGUUGGAAAAGGCGGCCGUAGAAACAUCAUAAUCUUCCCCGGAGUUGAUUAA
Molecule: messenger RNA, 357 nt
Organism: Lathyrus sativus (Indian pea)
Lineage: Eukaryota; Viridiplantae; Streptophyta; Magnoliopsida; Fabales; Fabaceae
Source: the annotation of a GenBank genome assembly